UGGAGGACCAGCAGUGUGUCAGAGACAGGGAGCGAGAUGGGCAACGCCAUGCGAGGCGUCGUUGCCUUCAUUCCCUCAGAGCGCUGCCAACGCUUCUUAGUCGGGGACCUGAAGGAGAUGCCACUUGAUCGGACCCUGGACCUGAGCAGCCGACAGUUGCGUCGGCUGCCUGUUGCUGCCUGUGUCUUCGAUGAGCUGGUGAAGCUUUACCUGAGUGACAACAACCUCAGCAGUUUGCCGGCUGAACUGCGGGGCCUGAAGAAGCUGCAGCUCCUGGCCCUUGACUUUAACUGCUUUGAAGAGCUCCCUGCAGCUGUUUGCAGAUUGCCCCAGCUCAGCAUCCUUUACCUGGGUAACAACAGGCUUUGCUGUCUUCCAAGGGAAUUGAGAGAGCUCAAGGAACUUAGUACUCUCUGGCUGGAGACUAAUUGCUUCACUGUUUUCCCCGAGGUUGUUUGUGAGCUCUCUAAUCUCAAGACCCUGCACCUCGGUUAUAAUCAGAUACAGAGUUUACCAAAAGAGCUCAGUAGACUAGAAGAGCUAAGAAGUGUCUGGCUUGCAGGGAACCAGCUGGCAGAGUUCCCACCAGUGUUGCUGGAAAUGCACUUUCUAGCCGUCAUUGAUGUGGAUCGGAACAAAAUACGCCGCUUCCCAGGCCUGUCUCACUUGCAGGGGUUGAAACUCGUCAUCUAUGACCACAAUCCUUGCGUGAACGCCCCGGCGGUAGGCGAGGGAGUGAGAAGAGUCGGGCGCUGGGCGGACAGCCCGGACGACGAACAGGAAGAUGAUGGGUCAAAAGCGGCGAGCGAGGCGACAGCAGAGGUCACGGAAGCACACGGCGAGGAGGAGCUUGACAUGUAG
Chelmon rostratus (copperband butterflyfish) is the source of this 861-nucleotide messenger RNA. RefSeq names its product leucine rich repeat containing 10 (gene lrrc10). Gene Ontology annotation, molecular function: protein binding. The coding region runs from base 37 to 861 and encodes 274 amino acids. The record is from RefSeq and is a predicted model, not a curated record. The transcript has a single exon. Lineage: Eukaryota; Metazoa; Chordata; Actinopteri; Chaetodontiformes; Chaetodontidae.